ACAAAAGCCUGGCAGCUUAUUAAUGUCUUAACUUACAUAUGGUUUUUCUAUGUGCUUUGAAAAAGCAAGGGGUAACAUAAGCAGAAUUUCAAUACUCAAACACAAAACCAACUACAAUUUUUGUGGAUUGUGCUCCUUUAACUUUUACACAUAGGAACAGUUAUCCAAUAUUGCAGUCUUAGCACAAUUAUAACAACUUUGUUCCUACUCAAAAAAAUUAGAAGUAUUUUCACAUUGAAAAUCAUCACACAAUUAUUUUUUAUAAGUUGUACAGUUUUCAAACCAAUAGAUUACUGUUAUUUAAUCAUUGUAUUUGUAACCAAAUUGUUUAUGUCAACUCUUUCUUAUAAACAAUGUUCGGAAGAGUUGAGACAGAAAUAAGAGAUAGGACUAGGGUUAGUGUAUAAAAUAUUUUCAAAGGCAUAGGUUCAAUAGGAAUUGAAAGAAUGAAGAACUGAAAGAAUGAUUUAUAAACUGCUGUUUUUCUUUAUAACGUAUCACUUCCGAAUAUACAUCAAUAUGUUUUUUGGUUUCUUUUAAAUUUAAUUUCUCCCGCAUUAGAAUGUCAGCUAUAUGUCGGGGGGAGGGGAGCGGGGGAGGAUUUUUGUCUGAGUGUUUACAGUUGUGUCCCCAGCGCCUACAACAGUGCCUGGCACACAGGCGCUCAAUAAAUAGCUAGUAAGACAGGGAGGAGAGAGAAGAAACAAAGGAAAGAAAGAAAUCCCGGACAACUUGGGCUCCUCACCACUCGUACAUCCUCCCUGAACCCUUCUCUCGCUCACCCUCGGCGUUUUAUCCUCCCAGCGUUGGACCGAGAAUCCCAACAGACACAACGAAGUGCGGGCCCGCCCACUGCGCGUGCGCAUCACAGCCCCAUUCGCCACGCGCGUCGGGCGCGUUCACGGAGUUUGGAUGCCUCAGGGAACCUAAGCAAGCUGCGCCUGCGCAGUCCAAGCCGGCCCGCCUAGGCCUGGGCGGGACUCGGUGGGGGAGCGUUGGGUUGUGCUGCCUGAAAGGGCGGAACGUGUCCUGGUUCUGAGUCAGAAGGUUAGAGGGUUUCGGUAACGCGGUAGAGACCACUCGAAAGGGAGGCAGCAGGAACCACCUAGGAACGCCCCCGGCGAGCAGUCCCAGGAUGCCCCGCGCCCGUCCCCGGACUUCAUUUCCCAGCGGGCACUGCGGUCGGAGCCGCCAGCAGCCGGAGCGCCGUGGCCCCUUUGUGAGUCGGCCUGCCCGGCCAGGGAGCGAGUCCCCGCCCCGACCAUCGGGGAAGCUGGGCUCCCGGCCUCCGCCAGCCGACCGCGUGGAUGGGAGGUGCCGACCCGCAGGGAGGAGGCGCUUGAUUUUCUCCAGACACUGCCCUUCUCCCAGAGAGGAGCCCGGAGGAGGAGGUCGGAAAAGCUGUCAUAAAUUCUUAAAUUGUUAAAGCCAUGUCUAAGGUCAGUUCAGCUGUUCAGGUGUGUACCGCUGAUUGCCAUCUGUGUGUCAGCCCAGCGUAAGAGUAAGCAUUGCUCUGUGACAUGCCAGACCGCACAGCAGCUUUGGAUUUGGUGACAUUUGGGGACGUGGCCGUGGAUUUCUCCCAAGAGGAGUGGGAGCGGCUGAAUCCUGCCCAGAGGGGUCUGUACAGAGAUGUGAUGCUGGAGAACUACAGGAGCCUUAUCUGGCUGGCAGGAGUUUCAGUUUCUAAGCCAGAUGUCAUCUCAUUACUGGAACAAGGAAAAGAGCCCUGGGUGGUGAAGAAGGAGGGGACAAGAGGCACAUGCUCUGAUUGGGAGUAUGCAUUUAGAAACAAUGAAUUUUCAUCAAAGCAAGUUAUUUAUGAAGAAUCAUCCAAAGUAAUGACAUUGGGAAGAAGCCAUCUUACUCGUAGCCUUGACUGCCUCCGUUUGAGAGAAGAUUGUAAAAGUAGGGACUGGUUUAAGAACCAGUUGGGAAAUCAGGAGGUACAUUCUAAUCAAUUGAUCAUCACUCAUAAAGAAAUCCUCACUGAAGAUCAAAAUAACAAAUAUAAUAAAUCUUGGCAAACUUUCCAUCAGGAUGCAAUAUUUGCUAUAAAACAGAGUUUUCCCACCAAAGAAAGAGCACAUAAGCAUGAACCACAAAAGAGAAGUUACCGAAAAAAAUCUGUUGAAAUGAAACAUAAGAAAGUCUAUGUAGAAAGGAAACUUUUGAAAUGUAAUGAAUGUGAGAAAGUCUUCAACCAGAGUUCAUCUCUUACUCUUCAUCAGAGAAUUCAUACUGGGGAAAAACCCUAUGCAUGUGUUGAAUGUGGGAAAACUUUCAGCCAGAGUGCGAACCUCGCUCAACAUAAGAGAAUACAUACUGGGGAGAAACCCUACGAAUGUAAGGAGUGUAGGAAAGCCUUCAGCCAGAAUGCACAUCUCGCUCAGCAUCAGAGAGUUCACACUGGAGAGAAACCUUAUCAGUGUAAAGAAUGUAAAAAAGCCUUCAGCCAGAUUGCACACCUGACUCAACAUCAACGAGUCCAUACUGGAGAGAGACCGUUUGAAUGUAUUGAAUGUGGAAAGGCCUUUAGUAAUGGUUCAUUUCUUGCUCAGCAUCAAAGAAUUCAUACAGGAGAGAAACCUUAUGUAUGUAACGUGUGUGGGAAAGCCUUUAGCCAUCGUGGUUACCUAAUUGUACAUCAGAGAAUUCAUACAGGAGAAAGACCCUAUGAAUGUAAGGAGUGUAGGAAAGCCUUCAGCCAGUAUGCACACCUUGCUCAACACCAGAGAGUUCAUACAGGAGAGAAACCUUAUGAAUGUAAAGUAUGUAGGAAAGCCUUCAGCCAGAUUGCAUACCUUGAUCAACAUCAGAGGGUCCAUACUGGAGAGAAACCCUAUGAAUGUAUUGAAUGUGGGAAGGCCUUUAGCAAUAGUUCAUCACUUGCACAACAUCAGCGAAGUCAUACUGGAGAAAAACCUUAUAUGUGUAAGGAAUGUAGGAAAACAUUCAGCCAGAAUGCAGGCCUUGCUCAGCAUCAGCGAAUCCAUACUGGAGAGAACCUUAUGAAUGUAACAUCUGUGGGAAAGCCUUUAGCUAUAGCGGAUCUCUUACUCUACAUCAAAGAAUUCAUACUGGAGAGAGACCCUAUGAAUGUAAAGAUUGCAGGAAAUCUUUCAGGCAGCGUGCACACCUGGCUCAUCAUGAGAGGAUUCAUACUAUGGAGUCAUUCUUGAGUCUUUCCUCUCCCUCAUCCACCAUGUCCAGUCAAUUGCCAAGACCUGUAGGUUUUAUCUCUUAAAUAUGCCUUGAAUUUCACUCCUUUAAUCAUUUCCAUCCCAUCAUCUGUGUCCAAUACACAAUAAUCUACUUGGCGUGGACUAUGGAAAUAGCUUUCUAACUGGUUUCCCUAUAUUUACUGCUUCCUUUGUCAGUUGUCCAUGUUGCAGACACACUUGUAUUUAAAAAGUUUGAUCAUAUCCUCACUCAUUAAAACCCCUCAGUGGCACUCCAUAGUUCUUAGGUUGAAGCACACAUUCCUCAAAAUAGUCUAAAAGACCUUCCUCCCAAUACUUGUUCCAGUCUACCUAUCCCCUGUCAAUAUCCAGCUCAGUCUUUGGUUAUUUACCCAGAAUUAAGAACUCAUAUUCCAGCAUCAAAUAGAUCUGGGUUCCAAUCCUUGCUCUUCCAUUUUUAGCCCUCUAAUUUUGGGGAAACAUUUUGUCUUUUGUAAGCUUCGGUUUUAUUUAUAUUAUGAGAAUAAUAAUGGUACUACCUCGAAAGUUAAUGGAGCAUUAAAUGAGCUAAUGCAUGUAAAUUGCUCAGUAGAGUGCCUCACAUAAAGUAAUCACUCAAUAAACAUUAAUGUAAAAUAAAAAGGUACCAUGGUAUACAAAGAAGACCUGAUCAUCUCAACAGUGAUCAGCUGGGACAACAAAAGCAGCAGCUCCAGACUGAAGGUCUGGUUUGUCAAGGUUUCUCAUUAGGAACAGUAGUCACUGAGCUAAAGGUGGGUGGCAAUGGUACCAGAUACAGUAAGCCUGAUCUUAGAGUCCAUGAUAAUACAGAGUAAGAUGCUGGCUUCUGUUUCAGCAUGAACAUAUAGAGACAUGACUUUGUUGGUAAGAAAAAGUAGCUUUAUUAGAUAUUCAGCAGUUCUAAGAAGCUAGAUUUUAAAAAUUGCUAUAAUGAGUAGAAUUUGCUGAGAUGUAUUCCUCAUUUACAUUUAAACAAAGGCAAAAUAGAUUUUUAAAAACAUUUGAAAAGAUCAGUAGCCAAAGAAGACUAGAAAAUAAAGUGUAAGUUUAAUCCCUGCUCCUAAUUCCAGGUGGGUAAAUUGUAUUAAACCUGUGUCAUUUAAAGUAGAAAAAGCUGUUGAACUUCUAAGUGGUAGUUCCAAAACUACAGGGGAAAAGAAACCAAAGCUGUAAGUAUUCAAAACUGGCUGCCCACAAACAGGUUUGGCUUGGUAUGCAUCAAGUUUAAAAUGAAUAUGCAUACCUUUAGGUGGGCCUAUGUUUUCCAGUUCUCCACAGUUCAAACCACUCCGUUCCCACACAUCUGACUUCUUUUACAGUUUAUAUUAUUUCCUGACUCCCGAAGUCUUUUAGUAUGCAAUCAGUGCAGUAACGAAUUCACAUAUGAAUACAAAUACAAAGAAAAUGAUGAAAGUUUAAUGGAAAAUGAAAGGAAGAUUUGAAAUAUCUAUCUCUCUGUAGGGGAAGACUCAGUAUUAUACAGAUGUUAGGAGGCCCCAAAUUAAUCUACAGAUUCCUUGGACAUAACAAAAUCCUAACAAUUUAGAGCUCAAAAGAUUGAGAACAGUUCCUAAACAUGAACUCCAGAAGCCACACCACAAAGAUUCAGGUUUGAUUGCUUAAGAACUUUAUUAAGCUUUUAUGUAGUCAAAGAAAGUAUAAACAAGCUUUUUAAACAUCAGAAUUGGAAGAAAUCAUUACAACAUAUAUAACCCGUGAAAUUUAUAUCCUUAACAUAGAAGUACUCCUACAAAUCACUUAGAAAAUGACACUUCUCCCCCCACCAUGGGCAAAGGUAUUAGGCAACAGGUGACUGACAGAUGUUUAUAAGUACUGAAUUCACUAGAAUCAGAAUAAAUACAAGUUAAACCAAUGAACUAUCCAGUUUUCCUUACCAGACUGAUAAAAAAAUUUACAUUGCAAAAGCAUAGGAAAGAAGAUACUUCUAAGCACUGAUGUGAGGGAGUAUAGAUUUGUACACUGUUUCUCAAAGGCAACGUGUCAAUAUCAGAAUUUUCAUUGGGAAAACCAAGAUGUUCUUUUGCAGUUAACAAACAGCACACAAGUGUAUCUUCCCCUUCAUAGCCCAGUAAACAUAAGUAAAAGGUAACAAACAAAAAGAGCUGCAGAGAGAGGGUCAUCAGGGAAUGAGAGAAAUUUUGUGAAAAGACAAAAGGGGGAAGAAUGUUCAUUCAUGAAAUGUAGCACAAGAAGCUGCUACCUGAAAUGUUUGCAUGAUAGAGAAUUCAGCCAUGGGAGCCCAUUUGUCCAAAGGAUCCCUAGAGAGGCUCAACCUUCGAGUUGGCUUGUGUAGACGCUGGAUGUACUAAGGAGACACAAAGACAGGACUGUUAAAUGCGUUUCUACGUGAAAUGUUAGCAUCCCCUGCCCACAGCUUCCCCACUCCACCCUCUUCUGUAAGUAAACUGAGAUCCUUCACACCAUUCACAAAAAUGACUUACAGUAGAAUAAAAUCCUAAAUGUAAAUGCAAAUUAAUAAAGAUAACAGUAGGAUAUGUUUAUGACUUUGGUGUUGGACUAUCUUCUAAAAUAGACAAAAAUGAAAGCCAUAAAGGAGAAGAUUAAUGAAGCUAUCAAAAGUUAGCAUGCUUUUAAAACAAAGUUAAAAGAUAAGCAACAGAAAAGAAGACAAUAUUUGUAAUAUGAUAACAAAAGGAGAGAUGUAAGUAUAUCUUUAAAUCAGUAAGUGAAGGACAAUUAAGCAAGUAUAAAAAUAGACAAAGGAUAAGGAUGGGGAAAUCAGAGAAGAAAUAUGGCCAGUAAACAGAGUCCCUGCUUAACCUUGUUCAUAUUAAGAGAUGCAAAUUUAAAUAAUAUAUCAAAAAUUGGCAGUGGUGUGGAGGAAGAGGUAGUCCUCAUUGCCACUUUGGAGACAAUGAAGUUUUAAAAAUAUUCACGAUAGCACCUCUGAAUGGGCAGAAUGGUUAGGACAUGAAACACUGGAAAAAAGUCAACUUCCAGCAAUAAAAGCAUGACUAGAAAUACUAGCAGCAGUUUAAAAGAAUGGACUGAAUAUUGAUACAGAUUUGACAAAAAGAUGAUUGAAAAAGCAAAUUUCACAGCAUACAGUGUUACAUAUUUAAAUUAUAUUUCUGAUACAUUUACAUAAUGCUUAGAAAUGCAAAUGUUUAGAAAAAGUUCUGAACAGACACAUCAAAGGACAGAAGUGUUUCUUCUGGGACCAGGAUUGUGAUUGGCUAUUCUGGUCAAGAGGAGAUUGGUUAUCAGUAAUAUUUGAAGAUUUAAAUAAGAAUGUAAUAACAUAAUUCAAAAAAUUUAAACUAUGAAAACAAUGGAAGGAACUUAUGGAGAACUGGGGCAGCUAGAGUGAGGGCUGGCAGCCUCAGGUGAAACCUUUUUGGAAUUUGGAGACUCUCACUGACUCAUCAGUCCUUCCCAUGCAUACAGAGAUCCUAGUAAGUCUUGCCCUUUGGGGAAAUAGAUCUACAGUGAGAAUACCCAAAGAACCCCUGCCAUCUACCUAGGAUAAUGAAGCCAUAUCAUUCUUAAAUGUGAAAAGACAGCUAAGGAUCAUUGCAAGUGAAGAAAACUAUCAGCAUAAUAAGGACCAAGAGACAGAACUAACCCCAGAGUGAAAACUAAAAUUUUAUGUUAGUCUGAGAUUUGAAGAAAUGUCGCAUUUUUAAAACAAAUACAGGAAGCUACCAACGUUCAUAUAAAUAAGAACUCAGAAUGAAAAAAAA
Molecule: messenger RNA, 6928 nt
Organism: Hipposideros armiger (great roundleaf bat)
Lineage: Eukaryota; Metazoa; Chordata; Mammalia; Chiroptera; Hipposideridae
Gene: ZNF583
Product: zinc finger protein 583
Biological process (GO): regulation of transcription by RNA polymerase II
Cellular component (GO): nucleus
Molecular function (GO): RNA polymerase II transcription regulatory region sequence-specific DNA binding; DNA-binding transcription factor activity, RNA polymerase II-specific
Source: RefSeq, a predicted model, not a curated record